AGACAAAUGUCCUGGAACUGGGCCUAUCGGUCUGGAGGGCUCUUGAAGAGCGCGCCCACGGCUGCAAACGGGCGGAGGCGGCCGUCGGCAGACAUCGGUGAGUUCGACGUGUCGUCUGCCAAUUGUCGCAGGACUAACACUACAUUGCAACCAUGGCUCAGGCAUUUAGCAGCGUGGAGUAACAAGACGCCUUAAACUGCAGACCGAGGCGCGCGCGUGCUAAUGCAACGAGCGCAAGGCAAAAAGCAAAUUCAUCGCCUAUCGGCCGAAUCAACGCACGCAGAGGCACUACUGUGCGCAUGCGUUGCAACUUCCAGCCGCGUUGCAUCGCAACAGCGCGCGCUGCAACGCAAGCGACAAUCACACAAAGAAGACGCGAAAAAAUUGCACCGACGGCGCACCCGACGCCACGGGCGGCGCGCUGCGGGCAAUUGCGCGCGCGUCGAGCGUACGACCCACCGCGACCACGCGCCGCGCGUACGACGCACGCACGCACAAAUAACAAAAACACCACACAGGGUGACUACCGCGUCGCGGACAUUUCGCUCGCCGACUUCGGUCGCCGCGAGAUAGAGCUCGCCGAGUACGAGAUGCCCGGCCUCAUGAAGACCGUCGAGGAGUACGGCGCCGCGCAGCCGCUCAAGGGCGCGCGCAUCGCGGGCUCGCUCCACAUGACGAUCCAGACGGCGGUCCUCAUCGAGACGCUCAAGAAGCUCGGCGGCGACAUCCGCUGGUGCUCGUGCAACAUCUUCUCGACGCAGGACCACGCCGCCGCGGCGAUCGCGCGCGACGGCUCGGCCGCCGUCUUCGCCUGGAAGGGCGAGACGCUCGAGGAGUACUGGGAGUGCACGAUGAACGCCAUCACGUGGACGAACCCCGACGCCAAGGGCGACGGCCCGGACCUCAUCGUCGACGACGGCGGCGACAUGACGCUCCUCGUGCACGAGGGCUGGAAGGCCGAGAACGCCUACGCCAAGGACGGCACGCUGCCCGACCCGUCGUCGACGGACAACGCCGAGUUCAAGAUCGUGCUCACGAUCAUCAAGCGCACGCUGCCGCAGCAGCCCGACAAGUGGCACAAGGUCGCGGCGCGCAUGAAGGGCGUCUCCGAGGAGACGACGACGGGCGUGCACCGCCUCUACACGAUGUCGAACGCCGGCGAGCUCCUCUUCCCGGCCAUCAACGUCAACGACUCGGUGACGAAGUCCAAGUUCGACAACCUCUACGGCUGCAAGCACUCGCUGCCCGACGGCAUCUGCCGCGCGACGGACGUCAUGCUCGCGGGCAAGCGCGCCGUCAUCUGCGGCUACGGCGACGUCGGCAAGGGCUGCGCCUUCGCCAUGAAGGCCGCCGGCUGCGUGACGACCGUCACGGAGUGCGACCCCAUCUGCGCGCUCCAGGCCGCCAUGGAGGGCUUCCAGGUCAAGACGCUCGAGUCGCAGCUCGACACGCUCGACAUCGUCAUCACGACGACGGGCAACAAGGGUGCGUUUUGCGGCGUCUGCUCUUGAUGGUGUCAUGGCUCACCGGUCGAUUCCAUAGGUAUUAUCAUGAACAGCCACAUGGCCAAGAUGCGCGACAACGCCAUCGUCGGCAACAUCGGCCACUUCGACAACGAGAUUGACGCAUGAAAUCAGCGUCAAUCUUUCACAUGCCUAUAUCGACGCGACCCCCCCUACGCAGAUGGAGGGCCUCAUGAAGGCGACGAAGCGCAUCAACAUCAAGCCCCAGGUCGACAAGUUCGUCUACUCGAACGGCAAGGGCCCCAUCGUCCUCGCCGAGGGCCGCCUCCUCAACCUCGGCUGCGCCACUGGCCACCCGUCGUUCGUCAUGUCCAACUCGUUCACGAACCAGACGCUCGCGCAGCUCGAGCUCUGGAAGGAGAAGGACUCGGGCAAGUACUUCGCCGGCGGCCCGGGCAAGUACAAGGUGUACACGCUCCCCAAAAUCCUCGACGAGAAGGUCGCGGCGCUGCACCUCACGUCGCUCGGCGUCGAGCUCACGAAGCUCUCGGCCGAGCAGGCCGACUACAUCGGCGUGCCUGUCCAGGGCCCGUACAAGCCGGAGACGUACCGCUAUUAGACGCCCCGUGGUCGGUUUUCCCUCGCACCCGCGCCUCCGUCCGGAGCCGCGCGUGGCCGCCCCUGUCUAAAAGUGCAAGUUCA
Molecule: messenger RNA, 2165 nt
Organism: Pelagomonas calceolata
Lineage: Eukaryota; Pelagophyceae; Pelagomonadales; Pelagomonadaceae
Source: the annotation of a GenBank genome assembly